Aureobasidium pullulans EXF-150 is the source of this 1215-nucleotide messenger RNA. RefSeq lists its product as uncharacterized. Lineage: Eukaryota; Fungi; Ascomycota; Dothideomycetes; Dothideales; Saccotheciaceae. Gene Ontology annotation, biological process: positive regulation of transcription by RNA polymerase II. Gene Ontology annotation, molecular function: DNA-binding transcription factor activity; transcription cis-regulatory region binding. Bases 1 to 1215 code for a protein of 404 amino acids. The record is from RefSeq and is a predicted model, not a curated record. Gene Ontology annotation, cellular component: nucleus. The transcript has 6 exons.
AUGACCCCAAGUGUCUUCUAUGACGAGUCGACUCCGUUCACCCCUUCCGGUAUACCCAUCGCAUAUGCAAGCCCAGGAGUGCUAUAUACAGAGAGACCAAUCUGGCCUCUGAAAAGUUCUCAAGAAGCACACCUCAUGCGCUUCUUCGUCGACAGGAUCGCGCCUGCUAUAGAUCUAUGUGACAGGGAUCGGCAUUUCGCUCUUGUUGUACCGCAACGCGCAUCGCAAUGCCCAAUUCUGCUCAAUGCGGUAUUUGCAGCUUCUGCAAGACAUCUGUCCACCAUAUCCGACUUUGAUCCUAUCGUCUCCAACAAAUACAACCAAGAAUGUCUCAAACAUUUGAUCCCCAAACUCAGCGAUGCCGAAGCUAUCACAGAUGAGAACCUUCUUGCAGCGACAGUGAUAUUGCGCCACCUCGAAGAGCUCGAAAUAUCUAUGUCAGGCUCCGACGUUGAGAAUCAUCUACUAGGAACACACCUUUUGAUGAGUGCGCAAGAACAUCAUCGUGCCCUCGCUGGUGGACUCCGAAAAGCCGUAUACUGGUUCGGCCUCAGGCAGGAAAUCUACGUCUCCUUCGUCAAACAACGACCAAUUCAUGACUCCUUCAAGAGAUGCACCAUGGAUGUCCCGCUCAACCCUAUCGACGAUUUUGACUGGGCCAACAGCAUUAUCGCGCGAACUGGUGAGGUCAUACAAUUCUGUUUUGACGAAAGGGAACAUUCUACCACGAACUACGAUCACAUCGUCCAACACUUUGAUGCCUGGUUCAUCCAGAAGCCAGAUUCGUAUAUGCCCAUCUAUGCGGUGGAAGCCAAUCCGUCCAAAGUAUUUCCCGAACUCUGGUAUCUGAACGAUGCGGUUAUUACAGGAUUGCAACACUACCAUCUGGGUCGAGCACUACUCGCUGUAUACAACCCGAGGAUACCAAGACUCGGUGUUGCACAUAGAAACGCCUUGAAGGAGGUUGGAGAAGUGUUGAAAGACCAAAUCAAGAUCAUCUGCGGUAUAGCACUAUCAAACCACUCCAUCUCGGCGAGCUAUGUGCACGCAUCUAUGAUGAUUGCAAUGGGCGGCGACCGCUUUACAGAACGUCGAGAGCAGGAAGGUCUCUACGAGAUCUUGAUUAAAGCACAAAAAGAGUACGCUUGGCCAAAUCAAUCUGUGUAUGAGCAUCUCAAAGAAGUUUGGGGCUGGCAAUCUGGCACCACUGAAUGA